AGCAGUGUUCAAGAUGACGACUUCAUGGAGUGACCGUCUGCAGAACUAUGCCGACCUGCCAGCCAACAUAGACGGCUUGGCCAUGAAGAAGUAUCGACGAGAAGCUCACCAAAGCUUUCCAAGGGAUCUGGCCCAAAAACAUCCUGCAACAAGAGUCUUUGUCAACCGAAGCUUGGCCAUGGAGAAGAUCAAGUGUUUUGGUUUUGAUAUGGAUUACACUCUGGCGGUGUAUAAAUCCCCUGAGUAUGAGUCGCUGGGCUUCGACUUGACGGUGGAGCGCCUGGUGUCCAUUGGAUAUCCACAGGAGCUGCUCAACUUUGUCUACGACCCCUCCUUCCCCACCAGAGGUCUGGUGUUUGAUGCGAUGUAUGGCAACCUGCUCAAAGUGGAUGCAUACGGGAACAUCCUGGUGUGUGUACAUGGAUUCAACUUCUUGAGGGGACCUGACAUCAGAGAGCUGUACCCCAACAAGUUUAUUCAGCGUGGAGACACAGACCGCUUCUACAUCCUCAACACACUCUUCAACCUACCUGAAACCUACCUGUUUGCUUGCCUGGUUGAUUUCUUCAGUAACUGCUCCAGAUACACAAGUUGUGACGCUGGCUUCAAAGAUGGCGACCUUUUCAUGUCCUAUAAGAGCAUGUUCCAGGAUGUCCGAGACAGCGUGGACUGGGUUCAUUUAAAGGGGUCCUUAAAAGAAAAAACCGUUGAAAACCUGGAGAAGUAUGUGGUAAAAGAUCCGAAGCUCCCUCUUCUCCUCAGUCGCAUGAACGAAGUAGCCAAAGUGUUUCUGGCCACUAACAGUGACUACAAAUACACAGAGAAAAUUAUGACCUACCUGUUUGACUUUGGCCACGGCCCAAAGCCGAACACACCUCACCGGCCCUGGAAGUCCUACUUUGACCUGAUCCUGGUAGACGCCCGCAAGCCUGUGUUCUUCGGAGAGGGAACAGUGCUGCGGCAGGUUGACACUACCACAGGUCGGCUGAAGAUCGGCACAUACACUGGACCUCUGCAGCAUGGCAUUGUUUACUCAGGAGGUUCUUCAGACAUUGUGUGUGACUUGCUGGGUGCUAAAGGAAAGGACAUCAUCUACAUUGGAGACCACAUUUUUGGUGACAUCCUCAAAUCCAAGAAGCGCCAGGGCUGGAGGACUUUCUUGGUGAUACCUGAGCUGGCCCAGGAGUUGCACGUGUGGACUGACAAGAGCUCCAUAUUUGAGGAACUUCAGUCGCUGGACUGCUUCCUAGCUGAGCUUUACAAGCACCUGGACAGCAGCAGCAAUGAGAGGCCUGACAUCAGCUCACUGCAGAGACGGAUUAAGAAAGUGACCCACGACAUGGACAUGUGCUACGGCAUGACGGGCAGUCUGUUCCGCAGUGGAUCCCGGCAGACGCUGUUUGCCUCCCAGGUGAUGCGCUACGCUGACCUGUACGCCGCCUCCUUCAUCAACCUGCUCUACUACCCCUUCAGCUAUCUGUUCAGAGCUGCACAUGUGCAGAUGCCACACGAGUCAACGGUGGAGCACGCCCAAGUCCGCAUCAUUGACACCGAGUCGCCGCUGGCAACACGAAACCGCCACGACGUCGACCUCGAGAUGGAGUGCAAACGGCACCAGCUGACUCGAUCCGUCAGCGAGAUCCAGCCCCCCCACUUCUUCCCUCAUGCUCCGCAGGAGAUCACUCACUGCCAUGAUGAAGAUGACGAUGAGGAGGAGGAGGAGGAGGAGGAGGAGUAGAGGGGGUCACAUCCAAUACGUCCUGUUUCCCUGAGUCUGGUCUCCAGACACACGUGACUGACUACCAUACCCAGGACAGGAGUUUUGGAUUUCUGCAAGAAACACACGCUGCAGGCAGUUGGUGGCUGCGAUAAAACAAAGAAAGAAAAGAGAGGUUUGGGGCGGGGGGGACACGAAAUAGCCUGUUUCCACAUUUCAUUACUAAAGGUGACCCCUCCUCCCCUUUGUUACCCCAUAGGCCGGGGAUUGGGCUCUCAUUGGCUGUAGCUCCAACAGCUCCAGACUUUGAGCCUGCUAGAUAUCUGGGAUGUGGCAGCGGGGCACCAGCAGGCCUCUCGCCUCGCAUUUCUGAAUCACACAGCUGCUGAAUCAUCAAAAUGUAACUGGAAGUUGUGUAUUAACCCCAGCUGCUGAAACUAAAAGCCAAUCAUAAAACGGUUCUACUCCAUAAGAGUAUAUGUUCAUAAUGCCUUCUAACGGUGAGGUAGAUAUCACAUGAUACCAGCUUAGAGAAACUUCACCUACUUAUUUACCCAGUAAUUAUUCUUUUUACUGUGUUGUAAAAUAGGACUACAAUUCCCUAAGCUCACCCUGAGGUCCUUACUUUUAUUUAAGUCUGCAUUAAUGUUUUACGUAAUGCAGAUAUUACACCCUGCACCACAGUUACAGCCUUAUUCAUCUCACUUUGAGUUGAUACAAUAAGUGUAAAUGAGAAUUAUUGUUAUUUUAAAAAUGAAUGUUGAGUUUAUUUUCAUGGUCACAGGUGAAAGGAAUGGAAGCCCAUGUCUGCCAGGCGACAAUCACAAUACUGGCAGGUUCAAAUUAUAAUAUGACAGGUCAAUGUUUUCGACUUUAUGAGACCUUAAGACCUAAUUAAAGAGAAGUCAAAGCUUUGACUUGAUCCGAUUGACUAGACAAAAUUUGCAUAUUAGAAAGUCACAAUUUUGACAACUCAUAAUUUAGGAUUUCAGUUUUGUGAACAGUUAAAAUAUUAACCAAGUCAAAUUUGAGAUACAAAUGUGUAGCUGAGUGAGAUUUGUCCAAAUUUUGACUCACAGAUUUUUGACUUAGUACCUCCCGAUUAUUAUUCCACAUGAUAACUAACUCGCUGUGGUAAUGUAGAUUUCCGGUGAGUGUUUGUGUUUUUGUCAUUGGCAGUAAUGGUCUUCCAUACGAGGCGGACCCACUGCUCUGUCUGCUGUAAACAUGCUGUUACUGUGUUGUACUGUAACAUGACGAGGGUACAAUAAUGUAUUUUGAAGCUGAGAGUAUUAUUUCAUGUUUUUGUUAUUUUUAAAGAUUUAACAGGAAGAGCUGUUUCUCAGCAAAAAACAGUCUGAUCUGCUGUUGUGAUCACAAAGUAUUGAUCCUCAGAUGAGGUGGACCGUGGCCUCAUCUCUCUCUCUCUCUCUCUCUCUCUCUCUCUCUCUCUCUCUCUCUCUCUCUCUCUCCCUCUGUGUGUCUGUCUCAUCCGUUUUGGACUGAAGAGACAGAUAUUGACUUUGACAUUGUAAACGUCCUGUUUGACCCUUUUCAGCCUCGGGUUGCACCUUGGGGUGCUUAUCUAGUUGUUUCAGAUUUCAGAGCCAGCAGCACCAAUGAUAUUAAUAUUUCACUGUGUCAUAUUAUUAUAGAAGUCAUUUCAGAACUGUUGCGCAUGCCUGUGUUUGCUGUCUGCUUUGAAGCCUAACCUACACUGUAAUAAUCAGACGUACUGAAAUGCAAAGUGAACUAAAUGAAUAUUGUUUUUCAUUUUUGUACCAGCAGAAGUUAAUGCAUGGGUUGAAUUCCAUUUUUAUUUUCUUGUUUUAAUUGAAAAGUUGUCUUUGUUGUAAUGAAUGUUGAAAGCAGCGAUUGUGCAGUGGAGAUGGUUUAAGUCAUGACUGAUGUUUGUAAUACAUUUUUUGAUCUGAUAUUGUA
Messenger RNA from Etheostoma spectabile (orangethroat darter), 3658 nucleotides. RefSeq names its product 5'-nucleotidase, cytosolic IIa (gene nt5c2a). The record is from RefSeq and is a predicted model, not a curated record. The transcript is spliced from 20 exons. Gene Ontology annotation, molecular function: 5'-nucleotidase activity. Bases 14 to 1738 code for a protein of 574 amino acids. Lineage: Eukaryota; Metazoa; Chordata; Actinopteri; Perciformes; Percidae.